AUGGAAGGUCCUCUGGGUUUGUUGGGUUCUGGUGGCGGUGGCGGUGGUGGAAUAGUGUCUUAUGGUGGCUCAGCUAAUGGGUCGAUGUCUACGGUGUCUAAAGAAGAGAACUUGGUCUUGUCCUGUGAGGUUUCUUCCUCAUACCCAGAUGAGUCUGAGCUUGAGUUGGGUCUUGGCUUGAGUCUUGGUGGUAUUGCGAAGUGCAAAACAGCUACAAGGGGUCAAUAUGCUAGGAUCUUGACGGCCAGAGAUUUUCCUUCUAUGGUCUCCAAGUCUUCACCACCAUCUUCAUCAUCGUCCUCAUCUGUGACCAAAGCUAAUGCUUCUUCAGCUGGUACCAAGAGAACCGCUGAUUCUUUUUCGCCUCCCCGUAAUGGUUCCAGUCAGGUUGUGGGGUGGCCGCCUAUAAGAGCUUAUCGAAUGAAUAGCUUGGUUAAUCAGGCAAAAUCACCAAAUUUUGAAGAAUUUAACUCAACAGCUGAUAAAAAUAAAUGUCAGAAUAUUGUGGUGGAGAAAACUAACAAUGUAAGCAACACAAACAAUGACGAUGCUGAAGGGAGGGGGCAUCCCAAGACUUCCCUGUUUGUGAAGGUGAAUAUGGAUGGAAUUCCGAUUGGAAGGAAGGUGGAUCUGAAUGCUCAUAGCUGCUACGAGACCUUAGCACAAACGUUGCAUGACAUGUUCUGUAAACCAACCACUUCUGUUGGGUCACGACGAUCAAACGUAGAGGAGCAUGACAUAAUGAAAGAAGCAACAGGCCCUGAAAAAUUUUGGAUGGAUCAUCUGAGUUUGUGCUUACUUAUGAAGACAAGGAUGGAGAUUGGAUGCUUGUUGGUGAUGUUCCUUGGGGGAUGUUUCUUUGCUCUGUGAAGCGGCUCAGAAUCAUGAGGACAUCUGAAGCUAAUGGAUUUGCUCCAAGACUUCAAGAAAGGAAGGGGAGACAAAGACUUCAAUCUUAAGCCCUUAUAGAAGAUGAAAACAUACCCUCAGUUGAAGCAUGAUAUACAAGACGAGAUACUGGAUGGUCAAAUCUUUUUGUUGAAGUAAUGAUAGGGGAGGCGCGGGAAAAGUUGAUAAUUGUAAGGUAACUCGAUGAUAUGCCCCGCAAUGUGAUGUGCACUACAUUCUUGAAUGAUUUUCUUUUUUCAAAUAAUAGAGGCAAGGGAAGCGUCAUUAUGAUUAUUAGUUGUCAAUUUUGCUAGAGUGGUGUUGGUAAAGAACCUUCCUUCUCUAUGGUUGGUUAUUAAUGAAUCUUUCUUGUCGUGUGGUACCCUAUAGAUGAGUAAUGGGAAGCUCGCCAUAAAAGCAAGGAAGCAAAAUGUAACGGAGGACAUUGAGAGUGCUAUUCUUAUU
Molecule: messenger RNA, 1353 nt
Organism: Ilex paraguariensis (yerba mate)
Lineage: Eukaryota; Viridiplantae; Streptophyta; Magnoliopsida; Aquifoliales; Aquifoliaceae
Source: the annotation of a GenBank genome assembly